Messenger RNA from Nematostella vectensis (starlet sea anemone), 1577 nucleotides. Its product is annotated as COUP transcription factor 1. NCBI's taxonomy places the organism in Eukaryota, Metazoa, Cnidaria, Anthozoa, Actiniaria, Edwardsiidae. Bases 1 to 1056 code for a protein of 351 amino acids. The transcript has 3 exons. The record is from RefSeq and is a predicted model, not a curated record. Gene Ontology annotation, biological process: cell differentiation; anatomical structure development; regulation of transcription by RNA polymerase II. Gene Ontology annotation, molecular function: zinc ion binding; RNA polymerase II cis-regulatory region sequence-specific DNA binding; nuclear receptor activity.
AUGUCUUCGUGGUCGCAAAUGCACGAAGUUUAUUGGUACGACAACCCAGACAAGACCAUCGAGUGUGCCGUGUGCUCUGCACCGUCUUCCGGGCGGCACUACGGGGUCUUCACGUGUGAAGGGUGCAAGUGUUUUUUUAACAGGACGGUGCGCUACAAACUUACGUAUACAUGUGAGAGCUCGGGGAGUUGCCGUGUUGAUAAGCAGAAUCGCACUCAGUGCCAAGCCUGUAGAUUUAAGAAAUGCGCCACUGUUGGAAUGCGGAGAGAAGCCAUCCGACGCGGCCGACCCACUAAGUACUCUUACAUCUCAAGAUCUUCCAAAUCCUUUACACCACAGUACGACCUUAUCUCCGUGCUUACACAACUCGAGCGAUCCAUACGGCCGCCAGUCCCGUACCCAUCAAGCGGCCUACAGAGUAGCCCUGUUAGCAUGUACCACCGCGUCUGUUCGAUCCUCGUGUCCACCUUAGACUGGUCUCGCAGGGUACCUAUGUUUGCCAACUUAGAUGUGUGUGAGCAGUACUCGGUACUGCGUUCUCGUUGGUGUGAGAUGUUGAUCGUUAGCGCGGCGCAAUACGAGGUACACAUUGAUGGCAUACCGCUUGCUUAUGAGGUAGAGAUGAACCCUGGAUUUUGCAAUGAGAAGCAGAUUCAGUUGAAGCGGAGCCUGAGGAAUUUUCAAGAGAGUGUUUGGCGCCUACGCGGGCUUGAAGAGGCAGAGUACGCAUGUCUCAAGACCAUAAUACUCUUUUCUCCAGACGCCUCGGAAGGACCGUUUGUACAGGAGUUCGAGUCCUUACAAGAACUAGUCCUUAGUGCGCUUGACCGAUUUUGUCGCGCGCGCUUCCCCGAGGAGCCGUCGCGAUACGGAAAAGUUCUCCUGAAACUCAUGUCACUCAAGAGCGUCAUAGCGGAAGAUAUCGAGACUCUUGUCUUCUCAAAGCUUUUUCCGCACUCAUCUGUAAGUGGGAUUAUCAGAAACCACUUGGUUAGUGACGUUACUUCAGCACCCGAAUCAAUGUCGCCUGCCAAGACGUCUCCGGUCAACCAAUAGGGAUCGAGCAAUUAUUGCCGACAUCCCCUGUUAGCCAAUAAGAGCCGAGCAGAAACCAGGAACCCAUUCAGUUGCCAAGACGUACCCGAUCCCAGCCAACAGGAGUUGAAAAUAGGCCAUGAAAUUGCCAUUGCAUAUCCUGCCACCUAAUAGGGCCAAAAAAGGCAGUAAAAUUAAUCGCACAUUUUUAAAGCUUUUGAUGUUUUAUGCUUAUAAUAAAAAUAAUUGUACAUAUCUCACAAUAUGUGAACGGAAUUAUCACCUAACGACUUAUAACCAAAUCUUUUGAAGUGAUUAUUUUUUCAUGGAUGAAAUUAAGUUAUUAUAACCAUCAAUGGGAUGAAUAAAAAUGUUUUUUUUAAACUCAUAAAGCGUUCGUUUUGUAUUUUUCACGAAUAUUGAUAAUCCAUGCCUUCUUCCGGACUUCAAAGCUAAAUAUUAAGCAGUAAGGCCUUUCAUGGGUCCGACAUGAGGUCCCACGGGGCAUAGUCUUUCAAUCAACAAGCCGUACAGAAGCUAGC